UUCCGGGGCUGCUGAAGCGGGUCCGGUGCUGUCAGACCAGGGGACGGAACUGGAGGCAAAUGGCUUCAGUGGAGCUGACGCCGCUCAGACCGUGGGAGGACUUCUUCCCCGGCUCGGAAAGAUUCGCGAAACCGGACGGCAGAGAUCUGGCUAAAUGGAACAACAGAGUUGUCAACAACCUGCUUUAUUAUCAAACUAAUUAUUUGGGUCUGGCCAUCGCUGUUUUCCUGGUUGUAGGGUUCCUGAACCCUCUGGGGAUGUUCACCGCCAUGGCCGUGGUGUCGGCCAUCUUCCUGGCGUCGUUGUGGGCCGGAGAGAACAGAGCGGCGAUCAGCAACUUCAAGAGGCAAAAUCCCACGGCCUUCGUGGUCGCCGUCAUGGUCGCCAGCUACAUGUUGCUCUCCAUGCUGGGCAGCGUCAUGGUCUUCAUGACGGCCAUCACUUUACCCCUGGCUUUGAUAUUUGCGCACGCUUCCUUUCGCCUCCGAAACAUGAAGAAUAAGCUGGAGAACAAGAUCGAGGGCGCCGGGCUGAAGAGGUCACCCAUGGGCAUUCUGCUGGAGGCUCUGGGUCAGCAGGAGGAGAACAUCCACAAGCUCCACAGCCUUCUGGAGGGAAAACUGAAGGAGUGACUGGACUCUGAGCACUAGUCGUGUGUUUUUCUUUUUUUGUCGGCCAAAGAUCGAGACAUUUUGUCUCGAUCCAUUGUUUUCGCGUGUGGGUGCGUGUGUUGAAAAGAACGAUUGUAGUCUUUUAUCUUUUCCCUCAGGCUAUCUGUCACUCCACUCCACUCAGAACUUGUCGAGGCACUUUUUCCUCACGUCUCCGCUAUGCAACGUUCUGGUCUUCACGUGAAAAACACAGAUGCGGCCUCUGAUAUCUGUGCUCAAUCAGUGUGAGCCUGAAAUGAUGUCUCUUUGUAACAAAGAAUAAAAAAGACUGCCGGGUCUGCCCCGUUUGAGGUU
Molecule: messenger RNA, 965 nt
Organism: Pseudoliparis swirei
Lineage: Eukaryota; Metazoa; Chordata; Actinopteri; Perciformes; Liparidae
Gene: arl6ip5a
Product: ADP-ribosylation factor-like 6 interacting protein 5a
Exons: 3
Coding region: 60-632 (190 amino acids)
Biological process (GO): negative regulation of transport
Cellular component (GO): membrane
Source: RefSeq, a predicted model, not a curated record